Molecule: messenger RNA, 3321 nt
Organism: Aplysia californica (California sea hare)
Lineage: Eukaryota; Metazoa; Mollusca; Gastropoda; Aplysiida; Aplysiidae
Product: 3-mercaptopyruvate sulfurtransferase
Exons: 3
Coding region: 348-1262 (304 amino acids)
Biological process (GO): transsulfuration
Cellular component (GO): mitochondrion
Molecular function (GO): thiosulfate-cyanide sulfurtransferase activity
Source: RefSeq, a predicted model, not a curated record
AACAUGUACGGUUGAAGUUUCGUUAUUAUAUUUUGCUUAAUUAAUUUUCCACAUUUCCUCAGGAAAUCGAGGGUCAGUGGGGUCUUUUCAUGCCCACACCUUUUAAAUUUAUAGCGUGAGUCUAUAGAGCCUUUUUAUGAGCAUUAUUGUACGUCAUGUCGUUGUACCCCUGAAUAAUUAAUAGAACGUGACUCGAUGGUCUCUUUGCUACUGCGCAAGUUGUCAACCAUAACAAUGUCAAGGUCGUGGACUCAAAUGUUCAAUCAAUCAACUUGGGGGAUAUAAACACCAGCCGGACAAGCUCGCCCCAGUGCUGACCGCUGUGAUUCACCUGGUGCUCCUGAAACAUGUACAAAAAAACCUAUAGAGAUAUGGUGUCGGGUGAAACGACACCAACCAUUGUAACCACUGAAUGGCUAAAGGAUUCGUUGAAGUCUGGGUGGACCAAUCUGAGGAUCAUUGAUGGCACCUUUCACAUGGAGAAUUCCGGGAGAGAUGCCAGGGCUGAGUACACCAAGCAACACAUUCCAGGUGCUACCUACUUUGACAUAAAUGGAUGUGCUGAUACCACGUCACAGUAUGAUUUACCCCACAUGCUCCCUUCUGUGGAACAAUUUGAGGAAUAUGUUGGGUCAAGAGGCAUCGACAACGAAAGUCAUGUCGUAGUUUAUGACAACAACCCGAUGUUCCCCGUCUUUUCGGCUCAAAGAGUUUGGUGGACAUUCAGGUGCUUUGGGCAUGACAAAGUGUCCAUCCUUGAAGGUGGUUUACAAAAGUGGUUGAAGGCAGGGGGUACUGUUACAGAGGAAGCCAGUGAAAUGAAAAGAGGUGUCUUCAAAGCUCAAUUUCGUUCCAAUUUGGUCAAAUCAUUUGAUGAUGUUCUCAGCAAUGUCAAAUCGGGAGAAUAUGUGCUCAUAGACGCAAGACCACCAGGAAGAUUUCAAGGGACUGCUCCAGAGCCAAUUCCAGGUGUUAAGCCUGGGCACAUUCCACAAGCCUUGAAUGUGCCGUUUGUGAAGUUAAUGGAUACUGAGAGCAAAACCUACAAAUCUGUUGAUGAGCUGAAGAAAAUCUUCGAAGACAAUAAUGUGGAUUUGAAAAAGCCCAUUAUCUUUACUUGUGGUUCAGGUUUGCAAGCGAGCAAUCUUGUCCUGGCUUCCUAUCUUUGUGGCAAGGAAGAUGCAGCUAUGUAUGACGGGUCUUGGGUCGAGUGGUAUCGUCGCGCGCCUGCUGAUCAAAUGGUGGAUGUUCCUUCGGAAUAGACUCUUUGAAAAUCUUAUUUUGAUGAUAAAAUUUUUUCCCUGUCUUUAAACCACAUAUUUUAUAUUCAUAUACCAUAUAUUUAAAUUUAAAAUCUAUACAUCACAUAUAGAGUUUUCUGUUGUGAUUUUUUUUAAAUCUUAGAAGAGUGAUUUAUUGUGUUGUGAACUAAAUGUGAUUUGUGGUGCCUUUAUUUCUCUACAAACAAACUGAAGUUGUAUUUUGGAUAAUAAAGUUACAUUACAUUUUUAUCUUAUCCUUUUCACCUCAAGUGUUUAUUUUUCUUCCUUACUAAUACCAGGUAUUAUGAACCCGAAAUAUAUGUCAUCUUGGCAAUGGGUCAUUUCUGUCAAAGAUUUUAAUCUGCAAAAGAUUUGUCAUAUACUGUGCAUUAUGAACCUACUGUUCAAAUGCCCUUUGUUAUACAUUAUAAUCAGAUUUUUUAAGAAGUAGCCUACCUGUGGACUGACUAGCAGUUUUCCUAAAAAUUCUGAGUUUUUCAAAGCUGUGUUCUCAAGCUUAGACUCAUUGUUCAUUUUAGAAAAUUAUGAUCUUUAUCUCGUAACAUCUAUAACAAAGUCUCAAAAUAAGAUGAAUGACACUUGUCAUAAGCCUGAUGUACUUGGAGUUGUUUGAUCGAGGGGGGAAACUAUUUAAGUUUUACAUAUUGUCUCUAUACUGAGCAUCAUCAUGAUUAGUUGAAUGUGAUAUUUCAUAAAUCUAUGCACAGAUUACUAUCCCCUAAUAAAUGUUGUACUGAAUUUUAUUAUUUCCUUUUAUAUGACCUCUACCUACGACAUAAUAAUUUAUGCUUGUAUUGUUUCACUGAUAAUAUUUUGGCAUAACCAAAAUUUUAUGAAACAGAUUGUAUAAGAUUGGAAGUUCACUAGGGCUGAAAUAGGUCUACAAACGAAUUGGUUUCAAUCACCCGUGAAACACUGAUACGAAAUGUGGGUACAAGUGCAGCGGUCUCUGGCUAAUAGCAUGCCGGAUAAAAGCAUGGUCUGUCUAAAGCAUGCUGGCAGCAUGGAACAUAAAUUUUCCUGUUAGAAAUAUCACUCAUAAGUGCACAUUCCAAAUUGAGAGCUUUGUCUAAUAUACCACAAUUGUUUGCGUGCUAGUGUCAGAAACAGAUCGCCCAUAAAAUGACUUGUCUCACUUGGAACUGAUGGAAGUGAAACAAACAUUACAUGAUGCUUUCCUCUAUUACUUAUUUUGCAAAUUUGCCACGGAGGAAAGACAUAUAGGGACAAGAUAUGAGACAAAAUUGUGCAAUGACGAAAAGCCAGUGACCGGACAUGCAUGGUGGACAGACAGUGUGAGAGGGCUGUGCUGUAAUUAUGAUGGUCAUUGUUCGUGAUCACUUGGCAUAGAAACAUUUCACACCUCGCGGAAAAUUCAGCACAAUGACGCAACCCUCCGCAGGUGGUCAGAUGUGAGGUGGUUCACAGUAAUCCAUGAUGCACCACACAGUGGACUUGGGUAUGAGCAAUCAAUUAAAUUCAACAAAAUACUUACUCAAGAUUACUCCCCUUUUACAUUCACUUAUGUUUUUAAAAAAACCCACGCUCUUAUUGUCACCGGAGGUGCCUACUAUGAGCCGGAGACCACUGUAUAUAUAAUAUAAAUUUACAUAGUCUUUUUUUGCUAUCGGCUUCCUAAAUCAGCUAAAGAGACAUAUUUUGAUGGGAAAGAUGAGUCAUACCUUACAACAACUACUGUCAACAGUGAGUCGAAGUAGCCAUGAAGAAGUAAAAAAUGGCAAGACUUUUGAACAAGUAUUUGGAUUUUUUUUUUUCGUAUUACUGAAUGGAAUUGUGAAUAUGAGAGUGAUAUUUUGUCUGUUAAUCGAGAAGGUAGACAAAAAAGUAAUUUCUAUCUAAAUAAGAAAGGUCAAUGAGGACAUCUCUUUAAAAAAUAUUUUGUCACCUCUUGCCUACUCAAACAAAUGUGUUCUGUUACAGGGACGUGUUUUACAGUCCUAAAACAUUGUGUACGCACUUUAUCAUGUGCAUGUAAUAAAUAAAUGUGAGAUUCAUCUCGCUUUUGGAUCAAAAGCUC